This is a messenger RNA of Striga hermonthica, 894 nucleotides long. The record is from the annotation of a GenBank genome assembly. Lineage: Eukaryota; Viridiplantae; Streptophyta; Magnoliopsida; Lamiales; Orobanchaceae.
AUGGCUUGGCCCCAGAUGGACCCGCAGUACGAACAAAGGCUCAUAGAAGAAGUAAUCUACCUCCACUCCCUCUGGCACCAAGCCAGCCAAUUCGUCACCGGCCCCGAAUGGGCGGUUCCCGACCCUCCGCCGCAGCCGCCGUUCGACGCAUGGCCCAAUCAAGGAAAACUCGGUCGACAGCCUCUCACCCUCACCUCCGAAGAACAGUUGAAAUUGGCUGGAAAAAACGCGCACCAGCGGGCGCUCAAGCUCGUAGCCGAGUAUUUUAGGUAUAGGGACGCCGGCGAUGAUUCCGAUUCGAUUGGCAGCGGCACUGAAGGGGACGAAGACUUAAUGGACGGGGACGACGGCCGGGAGGAGUACAGCUUUUUCUACAAGGUCUUCAAGGAGGACACGGAGCUUAGAGAGUAUUACGAGAAGAACUUCGUGAGAGGAGAAUUUGGGUGUCUGGUGUACAGGGCUCUUGGGGGGGAGAAAACGGGGAAGAAGUAUAAGGGGUGUUUGACCCUCGUGCAGCACUCGAUCAACAUAGCCAAGACGACGAAGAAGACGGCCCACAGGGCUUUUGGGCUGGCUGUUUGUAAGGUUUUGAGCUGGGACAUUAAUGAGCUCUCCAGCAUUGUUUCUUUGCUGGCACAGGGGAAUAAUGGUGGGGAGAACAAGGAAAACUCGGUAGCUGUUCUCAACAAUGUCGUACCACUGCAGGGCAAUAUUGUCCAGGGAAAAAAUGAGGGAGCGGUUUUAGAAAGCGGACCUAGUGAUAGUGGAAUUUCGCCUGAUGGUGAUGAAGGGGAUAUGCUCAAUCCUUUGUCGUGUUCUCAUGCUGAUAAAAACUUGGAAGAUCUUGGGAUUGUGAGUAAUGUGGAAGAACCUGCAGCACAGGAUUUGACUAAU